AUGGUCAACAAUGUGCGAGGAAAGGAGGACGACGACGAGGACGACGACGAGGACGACGACGAGGACGACGACGAGGACGACGACGAGGACGACGACGAGGACGACGACGAGGACGACGACGAGGACGACGACGAGGACGACGACGAGGACGACGACGAGGACGACGACGAGGACGACGACGAGGACGACGACGAGGACGACGACGAGGACGACGACGAGGACGACGACGAGGACGACGACGAGGACGACGACGAGGACGACGACGAGGACGACGACGAGGACGACGACGAGGACGACGACGAGGACGACGACGAGGACGACGACGAGGACGACGACGAGGACGACGACGAGGACGACGACGAGGACGACGACGAGGACGACGACGAGGACGACGACGAGGACGACGACGAGGACGACGACGAGGACGACGACGAGGACGACGACGAGGACGACGACGAGGACGACGACGAGGACGAGGACGACGACGAGGACGACGACGAGGACGACGACGAGGACGACGACGAGGACGACGACGAGGACGACGACGAGGACGACGACGAGGACGACGACGAGGACGACGACGAGGACGACGACGAGGACGACGACGAGGACGACGACGAGGACGACGACGAGGACGACGACGAGGACGACGAGGAGGACGAGGAGGACGAGGAGGACGAGGAGGACGAGGAGGACGAGGAGGACGAGGAGGACGAGGAGGAGGAGUAG
Schistocerca cancellata (South American locust) is the source of this 729-nucleotide messenger RNA. Its product is annotated as fibrinogen-binding protein-like. The record is from RefSeq and is a predicted model, not a curated record. The transcript has 2 exons. Bases 1 to 729 code for a protein of 242 amino acids. NCBI's taxonomy places the organism in Eukaryota, Metazoa, Arthropoda, Insecta, Orthoptera, Acrididae.